This is a messenger RNA of Nilaparvata lugens (brown planthopper), 765 nucleotides long. RefSeq names its product protein mago nashi (gene mago). NCBI's taxonomy places the organism in Eukaryota, Metazoa, Arthropoda, Insecta, Hemiptera, Delphacidae. Gene Ontology annotation, cellular component: catalytic step 2 spliceosome; exon-exon junction complex; nucleus. The record is from RefSeq and is a predicted model, not a curated record. Gene Ontology annotation, biological process: RNA splicing.
CAAUUGCAAAGCAAAAAGGGGAACGGGAAAUGGAAGAAGAGUGAAUGUUUGGUUAGGCGUUUGUGUGGAGACGCUUCAGUUAUUAUUAUUGUUUAAUAUUUUGUGAGUUCUGGAAUUCAAUUGAAAUAGUCUUCAUCAUGUCAUCCACCGAUUUUUACAUACGCUACUACGUUGGACAUAAGGGGAAGUUUGGUCACGAAUUUUUGGAAUUUGAAUUUCGUCCGGACGGCAAGUUGAGGUACGCUAAUAACUCCAACUACAAGAAUGACACAAUGAUCAGAAAAGAAGCCUACGUUCACAACUGUGUGAUGGAUGAAUUAAAAAGAAUUAUCCACGACUCCGAAAUAAUGCAGGAAGAUGACUCACUUUGGCCACAACCAGAUCGUGUUGGUAGACAAGAACUGGAAAUUUUGAUCGGCGAUGAGCACAUUUCGUUCACGACUUCCAAGACCGGCUCUUUGGCUGAAGUUAACAAUUCCAACGAUCCUGAAGGACUGAGGUGCUUUUACUACCUAGUACAAGAUUUGAAAUGUCUAGUGUUCUCUCUGAUUGGACUUCAUUUCAAGAUCAAGCCAAUCUAAUUCAAUUGUGUUUGCCGUAAGUUGCAUUUUUAUCACUUGAACUAGCCUACAGUAAAAUGUACGCGGAAGUAAGAAACUCUUAUUCCAAUUUUUAAAACAAUCUUUCAUAUUCUGGACAUUACAUUAAUUUUCAAUUUUUAUGUAAUUUGAUUUUGUCAAUAAACGUAUGAUUUGUAACUUAUAA